This is a messenger RNA of Aphidius gifuensis, 4885 nucleotides long. It is a transcript of the gene yrt, whose product is annotated as band 4.1-like protein 5. The record is from RefSeq and is a predicted model, not a curated record. Gene Ontology annotation, cellular component: cytoskeleton. The transcript is spliced from 4 exons. The coding region runs from base 440 to 2812 and encodes 790 amino acids. Lineage: Eukaryota; Metazoa; Arthropoda; Insecta; Hymenoptera; Braconidae.
UGACUUACCUGUACACUGUUGUGCACCGUGUUGCUAACAAGAUAACAUUUUUUUUUUUUUUAUAAUAAUAUAUUUUUUAAAAAUUAAUAAAAAAUAAGAAACAAUUAAAUCAAGUGCCAAUAAAAUUAACUCAAAAUAAUAAGUAAAUAAAAGUUGCUCUUUUGUUUAAUAAAAUUAUAAAUAAUGUACCGCAUAAACAAAAAAAGUUGACAAAUAAUUUACAUAUUGAAAGGAAAAAAAAAAAAAAAAAAACACCUCUGUGUUGACGUUUCACAAAGUUAACGAGAACAUUCGUUAUUUAAUAAUAAAAAUAUAAUAAAAAUAAUGUUCCAUAUUUUGGGAAUAAUAAUUGCAAAUAAUUUAGGAGAUGUUGAUGAUUAAAUAGUAGAUAAUAAUUAGUUAAAAAACCAGUGAUACUUUGUUUUAAUAAUUAUUUAAAAUGUUGAGAUUUUUAUCGAAACGUAGAGUAAGAAAUGACAAUGGUCAUACAGCAUCACCACAAAUCAAGAAUCAACGCCUCUUGAGUAAUAAAAAUAUUAUACAAUGCCAAGUUAUAUUAUUGGAUGGAACAGAUUUACCAAUUGAAUUAUCUAAAAAAGCACUUGCCAGUGAUUUAUAUGAACAAGUAUUCUACAGUUUAGAUUUAAUUGAAAAAGAUUAUUUUGGUUUACAAUAUACAGACAGUAAUAAUGUUAAACACUGGCUUGAUCCAACAAAAUUAAUUAAAAAACAAAUAAAAAUUGGACCACCAUAUACAUUGAGAUUAAAAGUAAAAUUUUAUUCAUCAGAACCAAAUACAUUACGUGAAGAAUUAACACGUUAUCAAUUUUUUUUACAAUUAAAACAAGAUAUAUUAGAUGGACGUUUACCAUGUCCACAUCGUACUUAUGUUGAGCUAGCAGCAUUAGCAUUACAAUCAGAACUUGGUGAUUAUGAUUCAACAAUUCAUACAGCAGCAACAGUAUCAGAAUUUCAUUUUGUACAAGAACAAACUGAAGAAAUGGAACUUGAAAUACUUGAAGAAUAUAAAAAUUAUAUUGGAUAUAAUCCAGCACGUGCUGAAUUAGCAUAUCUUGAUAAAGCUAAAUGGCUUGAUAUGUAUGGUGUUGAUAUGCAUACUGUUAUGGGAAAAGAUGCAUGUGAAUAUUCACUUGGUUUAACACCAACUGGUAUACUUGUAUUUGAGGGUAAUCAAAAAAUUGGCUUAUUUUUUUGGCCAAAAAUUGGACGUUUAGAUUUUAAAAAGAAAAAAUUAACACUUGUUGUUGUUGAAGAAGAUGAUGAAGGACGUGGUGAACAAGAACAUACAUUUGUAUUUCGUUUAGCUAAUGAAAAAGCAUGUAAACAUUUAUGGAAAUGUGCUGUUGAACAUCAUGCAUUUUUUCGUUUACGUGCACCAGUUAAAGGUGCUAAUAGUAGACAAAAUUUUUUUCGUAUGGGUUCACGUUUUCGUUAUAGUGGUAAAACUGAAUUUCAAACAACACAAUUUAAUCGUGCUAGAAGAACAGUACAAUUUGAAAGAAGACCAAGUCAAAGAUAUGCCAGAAGACAAAGUCAUGUUUUACGUGAACGUCAAAGAAAUUAUGAACCUCAAGCUCAACAACCCCAACAACCACAACAACAACAACAACAACAACAACAAGCAACAAUACCAGUUACAUCUGUUACAACAAAUUCUACAAAUUGUUCAACAACAAUUGCUGGUGAAUGUUCAUCAUUUGAACGUCAACCAAGUAAAACAAAUUCUGUAACAUCAAAAAAUAGUUUAACAUUUUGUACAACAACAGCAGCAACAACAGCAACAGCAACAACACCAACAACAAAUUCAUCACCAUCACCACUUGUUGAUUCAAUAUUAAAAAGUUUAGCUAAAGAUCCACAACCAAUGGAAUCAAAAAAUCAAACAACUGAAUUAACAUCAGAAAAAGAUGAUGAUAAUAAUAAAACAAAUAAUUUUAUAAUUGAUAAUAAUAAUACAUCAUCAAUUAAUCAACAAUCAUUACCUAAUAAUCAAGUUGGUGGUACAUUAUUAUUAUCAGCAAGAACACCAAUACCAUUAGAAUCAUUAAAGUGCAAUAUUCUUAAAGCUAAAUCAUUGGAAACUGAAAAAAAUUCAAAUUUAAUAUCUGUAUUACCAAUUGAUAGAACAAAUAAUAAUGAUUCUAAAAAUCAUUCUGAUGCUGCAACAAUUGUUUCUGUGGGUGGUGAUAAACUUACGUUGAAUGUGAGUGGUGCAGCAUCACCAAACAAUACACCAGCAGCUGAUGAUUCAGUAACUGUAACACAUUUUUCAUUGGACAGUUGGGGACAAAUUGCCCAAAAAACAACACCAUUUUGUGCCAAGAUUGUUAAUCAAUCACAAAAUCCAUUUAAUCCAUUUAAUAGUGAUAAUAUAAAUGAUAUAACAUCAUCAUCAUCAUUGUCAUCAAUACCAUCAUCACCAUCAAAAUUAUCAUCAACAAUUGAUAAUGAUAAAAAUGAUAUUAAUGAAAUAAUAACAAUUGAAAAUAAAAAUACAAAUCCAUUUAUUGAUUCAAAUCCAUUUUUGGGUUUGUUAAAUCCUUUUAAAGAUUCACAAUUAGAUACAAUUGUUGAAAAUAAAGAAGAGGAUAUUAAAACAACAAUUAUUACAACAAAUACUGAGGAAGUUAAUCCGUCCACAUCAACAAUUACAACAUUUACUCGUACGCAACAAGAUUGUACUGAUGCAUCUGAUAUUAGUCCUUGGCUAGUUGCUGAUCCAUCGACUCAAAAUAAAACCAACAAACCAACAACGAUAACAAUGAAAACAGUUAUAACAACACAACUUUAAAGGUGUUUAAUAACAAAUAUAUAUAUCAGUUUAUUAAUGGCGUAAUUAAGUAAUUAAUUUUUAAAAAAAUAGUCAAGCUGAACCUCGUAUAAAUAUGAUUUUUAUAUAUAUUUUUUUUUUUUCUUCUUCUGGAUUUAUAAUCAGUUGGGACCAAUGGCUGCUUAAAAUUUUAAUGUCAAUAUUGUUAUUAAUUUACAUUCAUAAUAAUUGUGUAACUAUUUUAAAUUAUACACUGACUACUAUUUUUUAUUAAUUUUAAAAACAACAAAAAAUAUAUAUAUAUUGAUUUUUAUUUUAUAUUUAUAAUGAUAAAUAUUAAUAAUUAUUUUCAUUAUUAUUAUUAUGAAAAAUAGUGUGUAGAAAACUAAGUCUUUAAUUAAUUAUUAUUAAUAAAACGAACAGUGCCUUGAAACUUUUUUAGAAUUAAAAUGAAUAUUUUUUAUUGUCCAGUUGGGAAAAAGUGCAUUUUUUAAAUGAAUAAAAAAAAAAUGUUAUUUUUUUUAUUUAAAUUAAUUUUUAAUUAAACUUUUAUUUUUCAUCAAGACUUGGUACUUAAAUUGAUAAAAAAUGUAUUAUUUUAUAAGAAGAUAAAAAUUUUACAUCAAUUACAAGAAUAUUUUUUUUGUCAUUAAAUAUUUUGACAUUAGAAAAAAAAUUUUAAUUAUCGUUACACAAGGCAGAAAUAUUAAUUUUAUUAUUUAAAUGUUAAUUUGGUAUUAUACAUACAUUAAAAUGAUUUUUUUUUAGUCAAAAAAAAAAAAAAGUACUAAAGCAAUAUAAUAUCAACAUUUUUUAAAAAUUAUAUCACUCUUGAUAGGACAAGAAAAAAAAUAAUAAAAAAACCUGUAUUGUGUGCCUCAAAUUGUUUCAUUUUAAUUCUUAAAUUUGUUACAGUAUUAUUCGAAAAUAAAAACAAAAUAAAAAAAUACAUACAGUGUCAUGGUUGUUUUGAAAUUUAUUAUUAUUUUUUUCUGUUGUUUUAUUUAAUAUAAUUGCCUCUUAUUUAUGAAAAACUAUUGUAUAAAAAAAAAAGAAUACUAUUGUGUAGAUUAUUCAGAAAAAAAACCAUGGAAUGUGAAUGUGUGCAAUACUAAUUAGUAAUAACUAAUUACAAUAGCCAAAGAACUCACACGCAAGUUCUCAGUCGUGCAGAAAAAAAAUAAUUAAAUAAUUAAAUCAAACAAAUAAAGUCUUAAAUAAAGCAAUAUUAUUAACAAAAAAAAAAAAAAGUUCUCGUCAAAUCAAAACAAAGCACUGAAAACUUUGGUCGUGUUGAUAAAUUUAUGUUGUAAAAAUUACAUCAUUAUUAAUUCAAGACAUUUCACUAAAAUCGAAGCAAUGGAAAGAUAAAAAAUAUCCACUGAUAAUUAAGAGACGAAAUUUUCGAAAGACUUUAUUCGUUAACAAAAAAAAAGAGCUGAUAGAAAUUUUUUUUUUUUUCUAUAAAUAAUUUAAGCACAUUCAUUUGAAAAAUAUGCAAAAGUAUUUUUUAUUUUUUUUAUUUACACAUUUGACUUGAAAUUAUUUAAAUUUUUUUUUUUGUCUUUAUCUGUGUUUAUCUUUUAUCUUUUUUAAUUUUUUUAAAAAUUAUCAUUAUUUAUUUUUAUGCUAUCUAAAAAAAACAAACGUCAGAAAUUGGCAUCUUCAUUGUUGAAUUUAUCUUAUCAGUUUUACUUUUUUUUUUUUUCUUUGUUAAUUUAUUUCUUUUCUAUUCAUCACAUUGAUAAAUAAAUUUUAAGUAUUAUUUUUAUUCGUCAAUUGUGUUAUUAGCAAUUGAAAUAAUAAAAAUAUUAUUUGCAGUAUUCUGACAAGUCUUAAUACUCAAUAUUAUUUUAAAAGAAAAAAAAAAUAAAACAAAAUUAUCGAUUGGAAUAGCUCCAAUUAAUUUUUUCCCAUUUCUUUUUUUUUUUCUCUACAUCAUUUCAUUUCUUUUUAAGUUUAUGAAAUUUUUGGUUUUACGCAAAUGAGAAACGUUAUUUAUUUAUUUUUGUUCCCAUUACUUGACUCGUGAAAAAUCUAAUUCUAUUAUCUGUUUUUUUGUAAAUUUGUUUACAUAGAAAUAUUAAUUAUAAU